UCUAUCUCGAUCUUCACUUCCAUACGCAAACAAUGUCCGACGCCACUCUGUUUCUCCGCAAAAACAAGGACAAACAGCGUCGCAGGAACGUCUCUGGCGCUUCUCGAAUCGCUAGCACCAGCAACUCAUCGUUGGCCUCGCGACCUGGCGCCUCAAAAGGCCAACCUGUCGCUGGUCCGUCAUCCUCUGGAGCACCAUCUUCUGCCGCUCCUUCUCCAUCAUCUGUUUCAAUCAAACCAGAACCGGAUAGCUCGAAUAAUCCUAAUAUUACGGAAAUCAAAAUCUUCUCCACUGGUUCUAACAGCGCAUUGCGAUACAAUCUCAUGCGCCUCAACUCUGUUAAGGAUGUUGAUCCCACACAGAUAACAGCGCCUGUAUUGAUGAACAGGAAGAAACCAGGACCAAAAGAUCCCCCUACUUUUGCGCUGGACGAAAACGGCAAAAUCGUGGGGCGGUAUGUAUACGAUGAGGAAGGUAAACCUAUCUUGGAUGAGGAAGGCCAGCCCGUGGUUGAGAGGAAGGAAGUGGUCGAUAUGUCUCUUGUGGGACAAGCGCCUGGCGGUGGCAGGAAGAAGAGGGUCAAGAGGGGCACAAAGGAGGUUUUCCACCAAGAUAUCGAAAUCAUGCGUCUUCGACGAGAAGAAGCUCUCCCUUGGGUGCUGGAGAGUGGCAACCCCCAGGACAAACCUGCCCAACCGGAACAAUGGGUAGGAAGGAUGUUAGAACAAGGACAGCUAUCUACUGUGCUUCUGUCGAAUGACGGGACACGAGAUGGGUUCGAAAUGAUGCCAUUGGGCAGAUCCUACAAAUUUGAACCGGCUCGGCCUUUUAAGCCUUUAGACUCCGAUGCUGCUAACAAACUGUUUGAGUUGCAGGCAAAGAACAAGAUUCACGAUCGAUGGGCCUUCCGCCCUGCAGAUAAUCAAAGCGGGGAAGCAUCCUCUGCUUCGACGCCUAUUCAAGUCAAGGCGGAGCCAAACGAGUUGGAACAGCGCGCAUCCAGAAUGGAGACGAGGAUCAAGAUGCACAAGGGCGUUACUGUCGACCGGAAGGCCAAGGUUGAGCGGUACGAGGAUGAUUAUCAGCGUGAAGGGCAUCGAGUGGAGCGUGGUAUGGAGGGUGGCGUGGACGAAGAGCUCGAUUUCGAUGAGGCGGAGGAAUUUCAAGAUGACGACGAUAACAAUACAUUCUACCGCGACGCGCAAGAAGAGGAAGAGGCCAGAGAGUUGGAAGAACGGCUCAAAAAGGAGUUCCGUGUGGCUAAUGCCAACGUCGGUGACCGGCCUCAGAUUGACGCGGAGGACGACGAAGAUGAUCUUUUUGGAGACAAAUCACUUGAUGACGAGGGUAAAAAGUUGAGGAAGAUUAUGAGAAGGAGGAUGAGGGAAAAUGGAGAGGAUUAUGAUAUAGAUGAUGACUCGGACUCUGAUUCGGAUGAUGAAUCUACAACCAGCACUCAGAACAAGGAAAAAGAAAAGGAGAAGGACAAGGAAAAAGAAAAAGCCAAAGAAAAGGAUUCUUCUCGCAACCCUUCUCAACCGCCUUCACGUCCCAGCUCUCGUCCCCCUACUGCUCGCACAUCGUCACCUUCCGGGUCUAAUCCUCGCUACCCCAGUCCGAAAAAGGGCAAAGCCUCCACCGCCCCUCCUCCAGUCUCUGGCGCGUCUCUCAUCGCCCAGCGCGCCACCUCGCGAGGAGCUAGCCCUCGUCCUUCCACCCAUGGAGGACAUGUUGCCGGUAGAGCCAGUAGCCCUCUUGGAAGGGUGCCCAGUCCCGCUGAAGGUCGUGGUCCUGGUGUCACGGGUCAGAGUCAGCCUGCGUCGAGGGCUACAAGUCCCGCGGUCAGAGAGAGCAGUCCGGCCUCGGGAGGUGCUGCAGCCACCGGAGGGGCCAGUCCUGCUUCCGGAGGGCCAUCAACGAGGGACGUAUCUCCUGCUCCUCCUGCUGGUAGACCGUCUCCGAGAAAGGAAAACGCUGCAGUCUCAACAUCGUCUUCGUCUGCAAAGCGCAAGUCGUCACCUUCCGUUUCUACUCCAUCCGCCGAUGCACCUCCCCGACCGAAAAAGCACAAAAAGACUGGUUCCCUUACCCCAGCGCCGGCACCGGAGGAUAUUCCUCCCUUCUCUGGUAUGAUCACCAAGCAAGACGUUUUGGGUUGGUUCCAGCGAAACAAGAAGAAGGCUGUUCCUAUGAAUGAGGCGAUUGGAGCGUUUAGAAAGAGAAUUGUUGAUGCCGGGCCUAAUAGGGAUGCCAACCAGAAGUUGUUCUUGGGGUGGAUCAGGAUGGUGGCAGAUCAGGAAAACGGGAACUUGAGUUUGAAGCCCGAGUUUAGACAGUAAUCAUCAUGCAGAAACACUUUAUCUAUCGCCACAACCAUAUCAUCAUGCAAUGUACGCGUAGUCAGCUCAAGCCAUCUGUCAUUCUGCUCAUCCUCCCCUCGGCUGCGCAGUAAACUUCUCGGUCUACGGCUUGCCGUUGAUUUGGUCCAACAUUCUUGUAGCUGGCGAUGUCCUUGUUGGAUUUCAUCUUCCUGUGGCCUUGACUUUUGACUUGUUAGUCGUAUCUUUAGGCACGCAGUUAGUCACCAUUGUUUGCGUCAAUCAAAAAAGGAAGAAUGAAGAGUUUACCGUGUUUUCGAAAGACUUUUCACGAUAUUUUGAAUGUUUUGCACUUUCUAUACUCAGUGUUAGGCACUUGCUACUGGUAAAGCUUAGAAUUAUGAACAGAAGAUCGCUCAGAGGAAAGAUGAUGAUCGCAAUACCGUUGUACUACUGAG
This is a messenger RNA of Cryptococcus deneoformans JEC21, 2776 nucleotides long. RefSeq lists its product as hypothetical. The record is from RefSeq and is a predicted model, not a curated record. NCBI's taxonomy places the organism in Eukaryota, Fungi, Basidiomycota, Tremellomycetes, Tremellales, Cryptococcaceae. The transcript is spliced from 4 exons. Gene Ontology annotation, molecular function: DNA binding; RNA polymerase II general transcription initiation factor activity; TFIIF-class transcription factor complex binding. The coding region runs from base 33 to 2339 and encodes 768 amino acids. Gene Ontology annotation, biological process: transcription initiation at RNA polymerase II promoter; positive regulation of transcription elongation by RNA polymerase II. Gene Ontology annotation, cellular component: transcription factor TFIIF complex; nucleus.